This is a messenger RNA of Strongylus vulgaris, 207 nucleotides long. NCBI's taxonomy places the organism in Eukaryota, Metazoa, Nematoda, Chromadorea, Rhabditida, Strongylidae. The record is from the annotation of a GenBank genome assembly.
AUGGCUUACUGCGAUUACAUGGCUGCUACAGCCUUUAAUGAGAUAGCCAAGGAUUUCAAGGACAAAGGUGGUAUCCUCUACCUCGUUGGUGCAAAUGCAUCGCUCCGAUUGGCCUUGGAGGCGAGUGGUUUUUUCAAAAAGGUCGAAAAGGAGAAUCUCUUCCCAACGUUAAAGGACGCAUUGGCAAUCGCAAGCAGAAACGAGUGA